AUGGGCUUCGUCUCCGGUUUCGCUGGAGGCGUCACCCUCACCCUCUCCGUCGCCUACCUCUCUGCUCUCGCCCACCAGCGCAACCGCGAGCGCCAGGGACAGGCCCUCCGGGCGCAGGCCCUCGAGCUGCAAACCAUCAUCGACCCUAUCCCACUGCCGCUACCGCCGACCCGGUCCGAGGUGGCCGCCGAGCAGCGUGCCGCUAAAGUCGAAGUACUAAAGGAGAAGUGGAACGAUGAGGUCGGCCGCGCCGUACGCUGGGUGCAGACGACCGACUGGGACGAGGUCCGCUACGGCUUGCAGUCGCAGGCCGGUGCCCUCUGGACCCGAGUGACCGGCGGUACGACCCCCGUGCAGUCAGUCGAGGCGGUAGAAGGCUCCGCGGCGGACCGUGCUCGCUCCAUCGAGCAGUCGGCGCGCGGCGCGUUCCAAAAGGCAAAGGCCGAGGCCCGCAGCGUCGAGGAGGCCGCGCAGCACAAGGCCCUCGAGGCCCGCCUGCAGGCCAAGAAGGCGACCAAGGAGGUGGCCGAGGACGCGGCGGCCGCCGCCAAGGAGGGUGCUCGGGAGACGGGCGGCGUCUUGUCGUCACUGCUUGGCCGCGGCAAGGAGAAGGCGGCGGAGCUGGCGGGCAAGGCCAAGGAGGCCGUCGGUCUGGCGGCGGGCGGUGCCACGGCGGCUUCAGCUGCUAUUGACGGCGUGACGCUGACUACGGGCUCGAGCGCCGUCGAAAAGGCCCUGCACCAGAGAUACCAGAAGACGACAGCCCGGGAUACGAGAACGGUGGCUGAGGUGUUGAAGGCGAGAUAUACCCCGGUGGACGACCGUGACAACACGAACCUGCGGGGCCUGUAA
Messenger RNA from Cordyceps fumosorosea ARSEF 2679, 852 nucleotides. RefSeq lists its product as hypothetical. The coding region runs from base 1 to 852 and encodes 283 amino acids. Gene Ontology annotation, biological process: cristae formation. Lineage: Eukaryota; Fungi; Ascomycota; Sordariomycetes; Hypocreales; Cordycipitaceae. The record is from RefSeq and is a predicted model, not a curated record. Gene Ontology annotation, cellular component: mitochondrial crista junction; MICOS complex. The transcript is spliced from 2 exons.